AUGGGUAAGAAUGUUUCUGCUGUGAUUCAAAGCAAGCUUCCUGAAAAAUGCAAGGAUCCAGGUAUGUUUACUAUUCCUUGUAUGAUAGGCGAUACUAAACUUGAGAAAGCCAUGCUAGACUUAGGAGCAUCUAUUAAUGUUAUGUCAUAUUCUGUGUAUGCUUCUUUAAAACUUGGACCUUUGAAUGAAACUAGUGUAGUUAUCCAGUUGGCUGAUAGGUCUAAUGCAUACCCCAAGGGUGUGAUUGAAGAUGUAUUUGGUACACUUACUAUGGAAUUUGAUGGUAAUGUUGUUACAUUCAAUAUUUAUGAUGCUAUGAAAUACCCUGGGGGUGAUAACUCUGCUUAUUCUGUUGAUAUUAUUGAUUCAUUGGUUGAAGAAGUUUUUGAAUUUAAUGGUGAAGAUAAAUUAGAAGUUGUUAUUUGUGAACACCUUGAAAAAGGAAAUAAUGAGUUUUCUCUGAGUGCCAAUUUACAUGAAGUUAUUGCAUCAUUGAAUCAUUGUCCUAAAUUGCACCAACAAAAUAAUGUUUCUUAUAUGGCUUUACCUGUCUCUAUCAAAAAAUUGUUACCAUCUGUCGUGCAGGCACCUAUCCCUGAGUUGAAGCCUCUUCCCAACCAUCUUAAAUAUGCUUUCUUAGGAGAAAAUAAAACAUUGCCAGUCAUAAUUUCAACUAAACUCUCUGCAAUAGAAGAGGAAAAACUUGUCCAAGUGCUAAAAGAAGACAAAACUGCCAUUGGGUGGACAAUUGCAGAUAUCAAAGGGAUAAGUCCAUCCAUUUGCAUGCACCGAAUUCUUCUAGAGGAAGGAGCAAAACCAUCUCGUCAACCACAAAGAAGGCUAAACCCGCUCAUGAUGGAAGUAGUCAAGGAAGAGGUCCUCAAACUCCUUGGAGCUGGGAUAAUCUAUCCUAUUUCAGACAGCAAAUGGGUUAGCCCAACUCAAGUGGUUCCUAAGAAAACAGGGAUUACAGUUGUCAGAAAUCAAAAUAAUGAACUUGUCCCCACUCGUAUUCAAAAUGGGUGGCGAGUUUGUAUAGACUAUAGGAAGUUGAAUGCUGUUACAAGAAAAGAUCACUUCCCUUUAUCGUUUAUUGACCAAAUGCUAGAAAGGUUGGCCGGUCGCUCUUAUUUUUGUUUUCUUGAUGGUUAUUCAGGUUAUUUCCAGAUUCCAAUCGCUCCGGAAGACCAGGAAAAGACGACUUUUACAUGUCCCUUCGGCACUUUUGCAUAUCGACGCAUGCCGUUUGGCCUCUGUAAUGCCCCGGGUACCUUUCAGAGGUGUAUGGUUAGCAUAUUUUCUGAUUAUGUUGGGCAUAUGAUUGAAGUUUUCAUGGAUGAUUUUACAGUUUAUGGCGACUCUUUUGACUCCUGCUUACAUAACCUUUCACGUGGGAUUGAGGUUGAUAAAGCCAAAGUUGAUAUUAUAGAGUCUCUGCCGUAUCCUACUAAUGUGCGGGAAGUCCGCUCUUUUCUUGGACAUGCAGGUUUUUACCGAAGGUUUAUCAAAGACUUCUCGAAAAUAGCACUACCUUUAUGCAAAUUGUUGCAGAAAGAGACAUCCUUUGAGUUUGACAAAAAGUGUAAGGGAGCAUUUGACGAAUUGAAGGAGUUGUUGACAUCUGCGCCGAUCAUUCAGCCACCUAACUGGAACUACCCGUUUGAGAUUAUGUGUGAUGCAAGUGAUCACGCAGUAGGGGCUGUGUUGGGCCAAAAGAUCGGGAAAUCGUCCCAUGUUAUUUAUUAUGCUUCUAGGACUUUAAAUGAUGCUCAGAAAAACUAUUCUACUACAGAAAAAGAACUUUUAGCCAUUGUUUUUGCUUUAGAAAAAUUUAGGUCAUAUUUGCUGGGCACCAAAGUUAUCGUUUAUUCUGACCAUGCAGCUCUUCGCUACUUGAUGAAAAAGCAGGAAGCCAAACCAAGAUUGAUAAGAUGGAUACUCCUCUUAAGUGAGUUUGAUGUGGAGAUCAAAAAUAAGAAGGGGUCAGAGAAUCUUGUGGCCGAUCAUUUGAGUCGGUUGGUACACAUUGAACCUGAACCUCCGCUGCAAGAAGCAUUCCCUGAUGAGCACUUAUUGGCUGCGACUGUGGUUUUACCUUGGUAUGCUAACGUAGUCAACUUUUUGGUUGCCAACAAGUUUCCUCAUAAUUCGUCUAAAGCCCAAAAAGAUAAAAUCAGGAGUACCGCCAAGUACUAUGUAUGGGAUGAACCGUACCUCUGGAAACAUUGUGCUGACCAAGUGGUAAGGCGGUGUGUACCUGAUAGCGAAAUUUGUUGUGAUGCUUGCCAAAAGUCAGGUAAUUUAUCCCGGAGAAAUGAAAUGCCACAAACUCUGAUCCUAUUUUGUGAGGUCUUUGAUGUUUGGGGUAUUGAUUUUAUGGGCCCAUUUCCUGCCUCUUUUGGUUUUGUCUAUAUUUUACUUGCUGUUGAUUAUGUUUCGAAGUGUGUAGAAGCUAGAGCUACCAGGACUGAUGACUCUAAAGCUGUUGCAGAUUUUAUCAAAUCUAACAUCUUUUCCAGGUUUGGCAUUCCAAGAGCUAUAAUAAGUGAUCAGGUUACUCACUUUUGUAAUCGCACCAUCGAAGCAUUGCUUAAGAAGUACCAUGUCACCCAUAAGGUGUCAACUGCCUACCACCCACAGACUAAUGGGCAGGCAGAGGUGUCCAACCGAGAGGUGAAGUCAAUCCUUGAGAAAACAGUCAACCCAAACAUAAAGGAUUGGAGUUUGCGAUUAGAUGAUGCAUUGUGGGCGUAUAGAACCGCAUACAAAACACCUAUUGGUAUGUCCCCUUAUCACAUUGUGUUUGGGAAAGCUUGUCACCUUCCCGUUGAGUUGGAGCACAGAGCCUAUUGGGCUGUCAAGAGCUUUAAUAUGAACAUUGAUGAAAGUGGCCUACACCGGAAGUUGCAACUUUCUGAGUUGGAGGAGAUUCGCAAUGAGGCCUACGAGAAUUCAAGAAUCUACAAAGAAAAGACAAAAGCAUUCCAUGACAAGAUGCUUUUGAGAAAGGAAUUUUCAAUUGGACAAAAAGUCCUCCUAUUCCAGUCACGUCUUCGGCUAUUCCCAGGUAAGUUACGUUCUCGUUGGGUUGGUCCAUUUAUUAUCACUAAUAUUUUUCCUCAUGGGGCGAUAGAGAUUCAAAGUUUACAGACUUCAAAGAUAUUCAAGGUUAAUGGCCAUCGGCUUAAACCUUACCAUGAAGGGGCUCAAGUUGAAUAUAUUGCUGACAUACUUCUUGAAGAUCCCAGCUAUUUUGAAUAA
This is a messenger RNA of Ipomoea nil (Japanese morning glory), 3261 nucleotides long. RefSeq lists its product as uncharacterized. Gene Ontology annotation, molecular function: nucleic acid binding. The transcript has 4 exons. Gene Ontology annotation, biological process: DNA integration. Lineage: Eukaryota; Viridiplantae; Streptophyta; Magnoliopsida; Solanales; Convolvulaceae. The record is from RefSeq and is a predicted model, not a curated record. Bases 1 to 3261 code for a protein of 1086 amino acids.